Molecule: messenger RNA, 1155 nt
Organism: Saccharomyces mikatae IFO 1815
Lineage: Eukaryota; Fungi; Ascomycota; Saccharomycetes; Saccharomycetales; Saccharomycetaceae
Gene: SUR1
Product: mannosylinositol phosphorylceramide synthase catalytic subunit SUR1
Exons: 1
Coding region: 1-1155 (384 amino acids)
Biological process (GO): mannosyl-inositol phosphorylceramide biosynthetic process
Molecular function (GO): mannosyltransferase activity
Source: RefSeq, a predicted model, not a curated record
AUGAGAAGAGAGCUAAAAUACCUUAUCUGCUUCAACAUACUUCUGUUAUUGUCCAUAAUACACUACACGUUUGAUUUGCUGACGUUAUGUAUCGAUGACACUUUUAAAGAUGCCAUACUUGAGGAAGACUUAAAUCCACCACCUGGUGCAUCUCCAAUGCCUCAACUAAUACCAAAGAUUAUACAUCAAACUUACAAAACUGAAGAUAUUCCAGAACACUGGAAAGAAGGUAGACAGAAAUGUCUCGAUUUGCACCCAGACUACAAGUACAUUCUAUGGACAGAUGAGAUGGCUCAUGAGUUCAUCAAGGAAAAAUACCCUUGGUUCUUAGAUACUUUUGAAAAUUACAAAUACCCUAUCGAGCGUGCCGAUGCCAUUCGUUACUUUAUCCUAUCACAUUAUGGUGGUGUAUACAUCGAUUUGGAUGACGGUUGUGAAAGGAAACUAGACCCUCUGUUAGCUUUCCCGGCCUUCCUAAGAAAAACUUCGCCUCUGGGUGUGUCAAACGACGUGAUGGGUUCUGUACCUAGACAUCCCUUCUUCUUGAAGGCUUUGAAGUCUUUGAAGCACUACGACAAGUACUGGUUCAUCCCCUACAUGACCAUUAUGGGUUCCACUGGUCCUUUGUUUUUAAGUGUCAUAUGGAAGCAAUACAAGAGAUGGGGUAUACCUAAGAACGGAACGGUAAGAAUUCUACAACCUGCUUACUACAAGAUGCAUGAUUAUUCAUUUUUCUCUAUCUCUAAAGGUUCUUCGUGGCACUUGGAUGAUGCAAAAUUAAUGAAAGCGUUAGAAAACCACAUCUUGUCAUGUGUUGUUACUGGAUUCAUCUUUGGAUUUUUCAUUCUUUAUGGUGAGUUUACGUUCUAUUGUUGGUUAUGCUCCAAAAAUUUCGGUAAUCUAACCAAAAAUUGGAAACUCAAUUCUCUAAAAGCUAAGAUCGUUACCAUCCUAAAUUCGUUAGGCCUAAAGAUUAAGUUAAACAAAAGCAAUAAUGAUACUGUUAACGCCACUUUGUUAGCAAGGCAGCAGAAACGACUAAGAAAGGACUCCAAUACAAACAUAGUGUUACUAAAAUCUUCAAGGAAAGAUGAAGUUUACGAUCUAGAGAAAAACGAUUCUUUUAAGUACUCGCUAGGAAAUAACAGCUCGUGA